This is a messenger RNA of Miscanthus lutarioriparius, 1104 nucleotides long. The record is from the annotation of a GenBank genome assembly. NCBI's taxonomy places the organism in Eukaryota, Viridiplantae, Streptophyta, Magnoliopsida, Poales, Poaceae.
AUGGAGGGCACUUCAAAAGAUGAUCUGUUCAUCGUCGACGACGAAUCGAAGGAUGAAAAGGCGACAGAUGCCACGCCGAUAAAACAAAGCGGAGGCAACAACAAUGACGACUACGAGGCCCUCAUGGCGGCCCUGGAAGCCAACAGGGGGUGGCUGCAAGCCAAGGUCUCCAUCAACAACGCGCUCGCCACGGACGCCACCACGCAAACACCACCACGGCACGGCGACUUCUUCCGCGUUGGCGAGUGUGAGGGCCAGAAGACCAUCGACGGCGAGCGAAUGCCGCUGGUCCCGAACCCGGCGACGACGCACAAAGACCACGAGGCUCUCGUGGCCGCGCUGAGGGCCAGCAGGGAGUGGCUGGAGGGCAAGGUCAUCGCCAGCAGCGCCGUCCUGCUGCGUGGCUUUGACGUCCGCGACGCCAUGGAGUUCGACGCCGUCGUGGAGGCCAUGGGGUGGCCGGACAUCCGGUACGUCGGCCCGGCGCCGCGCACCCACGUCCACGGCCGCGUCUGGACCGCCAACGAGGGACCACUCGAGCAGUUCGUCUACUUCCAUCACGAGAUGGUGCUGAUCAAGGAGUUUCCAGAGAAGGUGAUACUGUUCUGCGAGGAGUUCCCGGAGAUGGUGGAGGAGCUGGACGCCAAGGGGCUGCGGUACACGCUCACGGCGCUGAGCAAGUACGACAACAGAUCCAUGCGGGGGCGGGGGUGGGAGGACGCUUUUGGCACCUCUGACAAGCCCGAGGCAGAGAACAGAGCGAAAGCACUGGGCAUGGACCUUGAAUGGCUCCCGGACGGCAGCGCCAAGACGAUCCUGGGGCCGCGCACGCUGACGCGGGUCUUCCCGGGCCGCAGGGGCCGCAGGAUGUGGUUCAACACGGUUGUGGGGAUGCACGGCAAGGAGGUGAGCUCUGCCACGGCGGCGGACGGCAGCGAGAUCCCGGCGAGCUUUGUGCAGCGGAUCGGAGAGAUCAUCGAGGAGGAGAGCAUCCAGUUCCGGUGGCGCAGGGGCGACAUCCUCAUCCUCGACAACCUCGCCACGCUCCACGCGCGCCGGCCGUCGUUGCCGCCCAGGAGGAUCCUCGUCGCAACGUGCAAGUGA